This is a messenger RNA of Helobdella robusta, 2513 nucleotides long. RefSeq lists its product as hypothetical. Gene Ontology annotation, biological process: protein processing; Notch receptor processing. The transcript has 19 exons. Bases 1 to 2322 code for a protein of 773 amino acids. Gene Ontology annotation, cellular component: membrane. The record is from RefSeq and is a predicted model, not a curated record. NCBI's taxonomy places the organism in Eukaryota, Metazoa, Annelida, Clitellata, Rhynchobdellida, Glossiphoniidae.
AUGCAAUCGGCGAACAACCUACUUUUUCAACACUCUUUUGGAAUUAAUUUGACUCGACGGGACCUGAUGACCAGUUGGCAUGAACUGAUCAGUGAUGUGAUAGUUUACAAUGUGAAAAGGGAUGACUUCUCGAUAUGUAUGAAAUUUCUGAACUCUACUGACCAGAUGGGAUGUAGUGGUGAUUAUGGAGGUAAUACAGGUGUCCUUAUGACGGUAUCCAGUGAAAAAGAUUUGGACUGGUUGAGGCAGCCGGGACAUGAAAAGAACUACAUCAUCCUUAUGGGAUUGGAUUUUCUGGAAAGUCGAAUUAUAGAGGAGUUCAUAGACAUCGAAAAAAUUGUCGGUGUCUUGAUCGAUGUCACCACUCCCCACCAAACCGCUUUCUUCUCCCCGGACCUCUCCUCACCUAACUACGAACAAAGUAUAUACACAAGAAAUUUUGACUGGAACAUGGUUGGAAAUGGAUUGCUGUUCAUGGACAUUCCAUUCCCAAUGGCUCUUCUUCAUAACAAUGAAACUGUUAAAAUUAUGAGAGAUUGUUACUUGAAUCACAACAAGAGGCUGAUGGGUGGUUGCUACAUGGCCUGCCCGCUCUGUGCCGUGAAGAUGAACAUGGCGAUGAACGCAGAUACCAGCAGUAGGGUCUGUCUGAGGCGGGAAUUACUGCCAAACGAUGUCUUCAACGUCUAUCGCUUCUGCGACACACUAGCUGGCUACAGCUACCUGGCAUCCCUGACGCCAUGGGGCGGCUUCCCCAAGGAUUCAGUCACCAUCAUUGCGGCAAGGCUUGACGCUCUUUCUCUGUUUGAGACAAGGAGUCCAGGGGCAGUAAGUACAGUGACAGGUUUGGUGACCCUCUAUGCCAUAGCCUCCAUACUCUCCAAAGUUGUGGAUGGGAAUCAGGCUGAGUUCAAGAGUAAACCUGUUGUGUUUGCACUCUUCAAUGGGGAAUCACUGACGUACAUGGGAUCGUCGAGGAUUGUGCACGACCUCAUGAAAGACGCUCACAAGUUCUUGAGCCUGGAACAGAUCUCCACCAUCAUCGAGAUGGGUCACUUGGGACGUCCCGAGGUCUACAGGAGCGUCCUCCCACCCAAGAACAAAACCCUACGUGACGUCGGUCGCGGUGCGAAUCUCCAGGACUUGAUCAAGUCUGCCGGUGAGAUGCGGAAACCCAUUGCACAGUUCACUGGUCCACCUGUGCCAUCACCUACGAAUGCGACGAAUGAGACAAAAGAAGAGAGGCCGUUCGUCCCAACUCCCACCAAUCAGUCAGAUGCCGACAUUAAUGAAGCAUUCAGUGAUGUUGCCUACAUACACGGUGACAUCAGCUAUCCGGAGGAAUCGAAAGAUAAGGUUCUUGCCCUGAUCAACAAGUUCAUGACGGAGCAGCAGGACAAGAGGGUUGUCCUUCGAAGGUCAACUAUGAACAAGCUGCCUCCAUCUUCCAUCCACGCAUUCCUCAAGAAGAAGCAGUCUAUCGUCGGUCUCGUGGUCGCUAAUCACGACAAAUCCUAUGACAAUCUCUUCCACAACAGUUUUCUCGAUACCCCUGAACAACACAACUGGUAUGAGAAGAAAUGGUCGGAGCUGGAUAAGUAUAACAAGAUUACAGAAAACGUGCAGUACAUGGCUUCAGUGGCCACCACAGUUGCGUGCGUCGUCUUCAGAGAGGUCACUGGCAAAACUGCCUGCGCCCCUACCAUGGCUGCUGAUCAAAAAAUGAUAGCUAACCUCCUGUAUUGCUUCACGCAAGAUCCUGAAUGUGAGUUGUUCAAGUCGAUCGUCCCACAGCGUUUUCUCGAGUUCAUAUCGGACCCUGAAAGGAAAUCGUACUUCACAAAUAGAUUUAUUUAUCAGGAAGUUGAAUUAGAGCCCUUUUACACGCAGAUCCAUAACUACGUGUUCGCACACGUCAUUGGCAAGCCGCUGGAUGAGAAGGAAUGCGAAGUCGUCAAAAAGGGUAGUAAAAAGGAUCCGCUGGAGCCAGUGAAGAUACUGACAAACGGUUUCAACAACACGGAACUCAACAAGAGAGUCCCAGAAUGCAAGUCCCUAUAUAUCAAUGUCAUUAGAACUGGUUCACCCCUCUUAGAUCCAGUUCUGCAAAGCAAUGCUGAUUUGGUGGUCAGCGUUGACUUUCCUACUUGGACACUCAGCACAUUCAAUGAUAAACACAUCAGCAUCAAAGUAUUCCUUCUGCCGUGUUCCGCACAAGAGAUUAAAACUCUUUUGCUCGGUAUUGGAGUUGUCCUCUUCUUCAUUCCGAUGACGGCAUUCGUUAAGAAGAAGCUAUUGAUUGCUCCUCGCUUAGACCAUUGACACGUUUUCUGUCUGUUUGUCUGUCUGUCUGUCUGUCUGUCUGGCUGAUUGCAUGUCGGUCUGUCUGACUGAAUUAUUGUUACCUAUCCAUCAAUCCAUAGAAUGAAUAAGUUGCUAAUCAACUUCAUUUUUUAGGUAUUUUUUAAAAAUUCAAAUUUAUUUAUCCGUGAACAUUUUUAUAUGUGUUUGUA